AUGAGUUCGGGUCGUAUCGCGGCCUAUUCGGCCAUCGGCUUGUCAGCCUUCUCGGUUGCUCUUCUCCUCUGCACUCUUCCACAACUCAUCAACAAGAUCACCGGCAUUCAAGCGCUUGUUGAUGCCGAUAUGGAUGAGUUCAAGAGAGCCGAAUACGGAAUUGGAGCUCAAUACAAGAAGGCUUUCCCUGUGCCGGCUCCUCGUCGUGAGCGCCGCGCAGCUAUGGGACAAUGCUGCUGCAAUGAGCACAACCAGUGCCCACCUGGUGCCCCCGGACAACAGGGACAACCUGGAUACCCUGGAGAGGAUGGAUCUCCUGGAGAGGCUGGAAGACCUGGACUCGCUGGAAACUACCCGGACAUCGCCUACGAUCACUACAACAACUGCCGAAUCUGCCCCAACGGACCACCUGGACCACCUGGAACCCCAGGACAACAGGGACCACAAGGAGCACAGGGAAGCAAUGGAGCUCCUGGAGGAUGUGCCGAGGAUGGAGCUCCUGGACCACCUGGAUUCCCUGGAGAGCCUGGACGCCCUGGAAGCGAUGGAAGACCUGGAGGCCCUGGAGCACCUGGAGAGAACGGAAGUCAAGGAGGACGUGGACCCCGAGGAUCGCCUGGACCCCGUGGAGAGAAUGGAGGACCUGGAGCUCCUGGAAACGAUGGAGCACCUGGAAACUCGGGAAGACCCGGAGGACAAGGACAACCUGGACGCCCAGGAGAGCAAGGAUCACAAGGACAACCCGGAUUCCCCGGUGGAUCUGGAGGACCUGGAGGACCUGGAAUCGAUGGAGGAUAUUGCCCCUGCCCACGCAGAAGACAU
This is a messenger RNA of Mesorhabditis belari, 822 nucleotides long. The record is from the annotation of a GenBank genome assembly. NCBI's taxonomy places the organism in Eukaryota, Metazoa, Nematoda, Chromadorea, Rhabditida, Rhabditidae.